UGCAAGCUCGCCGGUGCCCCGCCUCCUCAGAGGGGAUCAGCGCUUGCGCGAAUGCGGUGAGGUUCUAGGCACCCGGGCUGAGGCGGAUAAUCUGGAGCGCUUUUGGAGACUUACUUGUUGAAGCAGUUGGCCUUGAAGAAACAGUUUUUAUACUUCAAGUUCGACCCACCCCUGAAGCACAACCUUCAGAGACAGAGUCGGUGGUGCCUGAGACGAGCAGAGCGCACCACCCACGCAGUCGCACCUUCCUCAGCAACUCCGGCCUGAGGCAAAGCUGGUGGAAUUUGAUUUCUUCACGAGACGCGUUCCUGUGUAUCCUCCACCCUGUGUGUCCUCAGGCUUGGGAUCAGGCCUGGGGGGUUGCUGCUGCCCAUGGCGCCCAUCGUGGAUGUGCGAAAGUACGCCCAGAAGGGCUUGGACACGGUGGGGGAAGCAACACAGAAGGAUUGCUUGUUCCUGAAAACCAGGUGUGAAGAGCUCCGCGAGAAGAACCUGGAGGGGGGGAAGAACACAGACCUGUCUGAGGGGAUUGUGUACCAGGCCAUGGAAGAGGGUCAAAACAGAAGGAACUGCCAAAGCCGAAGUCCAGGUUAUCCAGAUAACUUUUGAAGAAUUUGAUCUGAAGAUUGGCUAUGAUACCUUGAUAAUGAGUGAUGGAGGUGAAGUUGGAGACCCCAGGACAGUGUUCCAAAUACAGAGUCGUAAAAACAGAAGCUUUCAGAACCAUCUCAGAGAAGAUGUUUAAAUCACUGAUGAUAAAAUCCAACAAGGUGAAGCCUAAAGAGGAGAACAAUGAGAGUAAACAAGGUCCUGAUCCAAGCAAUCAGCCUCAACAAGCCACAAGACAGGGAGAAAACAAAAAUGAAAAGAAAUCUCUCCAAACCAAGAUGACUCCAGUCACAUUUGAAGAGUCACACACCAAAAUACAAGAUAAAAUCUCUGAGAAAAAUUCACUCAAAGAUCUGACCACAACCCCUGACCAUCAAAAUCCAACAGAAUCAAAGGGAACGAUGCCAGAGCAGAAGGAAAUGGAAACUGGGAAAGAAGGUCUAGUCAGCAAACCACAUGAAGCCCCUGUUAUAAAUGAGUAUGCUGAUGCCCAGCUACACAACUUGGUGAGAAGGAUGCGUCAAAGAACAAUCCUCUACAAGAAAAAGUUGGCAGAAGGAGAUAUAUCCUCACCUGAAGCCAGCCCCCAAACUGCAAAGCCCACAGCUGUACCAUCAACACAAGAAAGCAGUGCUAAGCUAAAAGAAGAACAUUACUAUCACAUAUUGUGUUUUAAAUUCCAGAAGAUGCCUCUGACAGAGUAUCUAAAGCAAAUUAGACUUCCAAGAAGCAUAGAUUCAUACACAGAUCGACUCUAUCUCCUGUGGCUCUUGCUUGUCACCAUUGCCUAUAACUGGAACUGCUGGUUUAUACCACUGCGCCUUGUCUUUCCGUAUCAAACACCAGACAACACACGCUACUGGUUUAUUACAGACAUCAUAUGUGAUAUCAUCUACCUUUGUGAUAUGCUAUUAAUCCAGCCCAGACUCCAGUUUAUAAAAGGAGGAAACAUAAUAGUGGAUUCAAAUGAGUUAAAGACACACUACAGGAGUUCUACAAAAUUUCAGCUGGAUGUUGCAUCAAUAAUGCCAUUUGAUGUUUUCUACGUCUUCUUUGGGUUUAAUCCAAUAUUUAGGGCAAAUAGGAUAUUAAAGUACACUUCAUUUUUCGAGUUUAAUCAUCACCUAGAGUCUAUAAUGGACAAGGCAUAUAUCUACAGAGUCAUUCGAACAACUGGAUACUUGCUGUUUACUCUGCACAUUAAUGCCUGUAUUUAUUACUGGGCUUCAGACUAUGAAGGAAUUGGAAGUACUAAAUGGGUGUAUGAUGGUGAAGGAAACAAGUACCUGAGAUGCUAUUACUGGGCCGUUCGAACUUUGAUUACUAUUGGGGGCCUUCCAGAACCACAAACAUCAUUUGAAAUUGUUUUUCAACUGGUGAAUUUUUUUUCUGGAGUUUUUGUGUUCUCCAGCUUAAUUGGUCAGAUGCAAGAUGUAAUUGGAGCAGCUACAGCCAAUCAGAGCAACUUCCGAAACAGCAUGGAUCAUACCAUUUCCUACAUGAAUACUUAUUCCAUUCCUAAGAGUGUGCAGAAGCGGGUUCGGACUUGGUAUGAAUAUACAUGGGAUUCUCAAAGAAUGCUAGAUGAGUCAGAUCUGAUCAGUACACUGCCUGUCACCAUGCAGUUAGCCCUCACCGUGGAUAUGAACCUCAGCAUCAUCAGCAAAGUCGACUUGUUCAAGGGUUGUGAUACACAAAUGAUAAAUGACAUGUUGCUAAGAUUGAAAUCCACUGUUUAUUUACCUGGUGACUUUGUCUGCAAAAAGGGAGAAAUUGGCAAGGAAAUGUAUAUCAUCAAGCAAGGAGAAGUCCAAGUUCUUGGAGGCUCUGAUGGUGCUCAAGUUCUGGUUACUCUGAAAGCUGGAGCAGUGUUUGGAGAAAUCAGCCUUCUAGCAGCAAGAGGAGGAAACCGUCGAACUGCCAAUGUGAUAGCCCAUGGGUUUGCCAAUCUUUUAACUCUGGACAAAAAGACCCUCCAAGAAAUUCUAGUGCAUUAUCCAGAUUCUGAAAAGCUCCUCAUGAAGAAAGCCAGUGUGCUUCUAAAGAAGAAGGCUCCAGGCACAGAGGAAUCCCCUCCAAGAAAAGGACUUGCUUUUCUCUUCCAACCAAAACAAAAGACACCCAAAAUGUUUAAAGCUCUCCUGGGAGGCACAGGAAAAGCAGGUCUUACAAGACUACUCAAAAUGAAGAGGGAACAAACCAUCCAGGAAAAAAGUGAAAACUCCAAAGAAGGAGAGGGUAAAGGAAGAGAAUAUGAAGAUAAAGGAAGAGAACCAGUAGAGAAAACACAGGACAGCUCCGAAUGUAGAGCAAAUACUGUUACAGCAGAGGAAAUGCCCCAGUCAAUAAGAAGGGCAGCUUUACCCAGAGGAACUACUCGUCAAUCACUCAUCAUCAGUAUGGCUCCUUCUACAGAGGCUGGGGAAGAAGUUCUGAUGAUUGAAGUUAAAGAAAAGGCUAAACAAUAAGUGUUUGAUUAUCUUUAGAUGUAAUCUAGCUAAUUCCCAAAGAGAUUGUACCCAGGA
Molecule: messenger RNA, 3134 nt
Organism: Neofelis nebulosa (Clouded leopard)
Lineage: Eukaryota; Metazoa; Chordata; Mammalia; Carnivora; Felidae
Gene: CNGB3
Product: cyclic nucleotide gated channel subunit beta 3
Exons: 20
Coding region: 654-3077 (807 amino acids)
Biological process (GO): monoatomic cation transmembrane transport
Cellular component (GO): photoreceptor outer segment; intracellular cyclic nucleotide activated cation channel complex; plasma membrane
Molecular function (GO): intracellularly cAMP-activated cation channel activity; protein-containing complex binding; cGMP binding
Source: RefSeq, a predicted model, not a curated record